CGCAUUGAUACUCCCUAUAGUGUUUUUAUAUACUUAGUUUUGCCCUCCCCGUCCUUCUAAAUGGUUCGUCCCCAUGACUGUGGGUCUUGUACUGCCUUUCGGUAGGUGUAGUAGUGGUCAAGUUUCAAUGUUAUGACAUCCCCAGUGACAAUGUGAGGCAUCCCGACAGUUUGUUACUUUCUUUCUCCAAAUUUGUGACUUUUUCCGUACCUCGAUGACUUGAAAUGAACUCUGUUUCCCUUCCUUAUAAAGCAGGACAGAAAGAAGACAACAACCGCUGUGAGCCGGCGUCGCCUUGUGAGUUCGUUCAAGCAUUACCUGUUCCGCCUUUACAAGAACCAUAGAGUUUGAUCAAUGGCGGAGCACGACAUAGAGUCUGGAGCCCACCGACUCUCAGAAAGAGGGGAGGUACCACAGAGGAGACAGUCGUAUAAUUUCAGCGACAACUUCAGCGUGUUAGGUUACAGUUCCUAUCGGAAAAUAGCCAUGAGAUUGAGUGAAGAGAGGGCCGUGACAGAAAACUGGACGGGGCUCGCUGACAAACUUGGUUACGGUAGCGUAGAGGACAUCGGAAACUUCCGGGUACAAGCCGAAGCGCUGAGAGAAAUCCCCGCCAUGUUGCUGCUAAAAGAAUGGAGUACCAAACCAGGGGCUACUAUCCAAGUCAUGGUGGACGCCUUGACGGAAAUGGACAGACCAGACGUGUUGGAGAUAGUUGAAGAAGCGAUGAAAGACCAGUUCACCCUGCACUACGUGGUGGUGACGGCGGAAGGAGUCAGACUCCCCGUCCAAAGGGUUCAGGUUCUCGGUAGCGACCUCCUAGAGGACAGUCUACAGACGUCCCUGGAGCAGGCCGGACUGCGCACCGAUGACCUAGUCAUCCAGGAGCCGGACAUAGGAGGGGACAUACCGGUCAGAUGGGCAUCACCCUCACGACUGGUCAAGGGUAGACAGUUAGUUCUCCGACACAAAGAUUGCCCCCCUCCCCCUACUGCCCAACAGGACCUGCCUCCACCAGGUCGCUCGUUCCCACGGCUUUCCGCCCCACCCAUCGCCAUCUCGUCCCCAGAGGACAGAGGAGUCCCCGUCUCCCCGGUCUCUAUUGGUUCUCUGGACGAACUGCCGGUGAUGAUGGACAACAUCAGUGUUAUCAGCGAGGACCGGGAGUGGGAAGGACAAGAGGACCUGCCGCCAUGCUCCCUCCCCGGCUGGCACCCUAACCUUCCCGACCGUACCAAAUAUAUCCAUCAGGUAAUGGCCCCGUACAUCGCUGCAGACGGCUGGUUCCUUGUUCGGCCGCUAGACAACAAUAGACUAGCUGUCAGCGUAACGUUUAACGGAGGUAUCCGCCACUUCAAGAUCCACCGUACCCGGGACGACAGGUACUACUUCCAUAGGAAACAGCGGAGAGCAGAGUCCAUCGAUGACCUCAUCAACAUCUACUCCAUGGAGGGGCUGCCCACGGCGGAGUCCCGGCGCGUGAACCGUCCGUCCAGACCGUCUCACCCAUCAGAUGAGCCGCCGCCCCUCCCGCCCCGGCCCGGUCAACCCGCCGGGCCACCCGCGGUACCGACUAGGGACAGUAUGGUCUACUUAAAACACCCGAUUCCUGUCGACAAGGAACUGGAAGAGCGGCUGAAAAAGAAAGAAGAGGAACACUAUUACAAGAACUAGAAAGGCAGCGCUUGGAUUCCUAGUUGGGUCUACAGAAAGUGCAAAAUGAAAUGAAAUGGAACAAAAUGGAGCAAAAUGUAAUUUAAACAAAUAAUACUAUUUUGUUCCAGUUGGGAAUAUUUCACAUUUUCUGCACACCGCCCCAUCCCAGGCUCUGGCGAAAGUUGUACCAUACCAACUUUCAUGCCAUUUUGCAUCUAGCCUUAAAUACAGACGUAGUGGGAGCUAAAAUCUGGAAACUGCCAAACUGAAAAUUACAAUACCCGGUGCUCAAGGCAUUUGGAUACCAUUUUCAAAUCACUUCACUUCUCAGUGCUCAUAACAGGGCACAAUAGACCAAAAAGCUAACAAAAGGUAACUUUUAACCUCACUAGUUAAAUGGUAAUGUUGACUUUCCAUUGUUUUCUGUAAUGACACUAAAUAUUGUUUACCUUUGUGAUUAAUAUAAACUCAUUCGAUGAAAAAAUGAGCCUGUUGUAAAUAGAUUGCAUCACUUUUCGGCUCACAUUGUAUAUAAAUUACUUCAUUGCAGGGAGCAAGAUAUCAUAAUCCCGUCCUUUCUAAUAUUCGACAUAUCCUCGAUGGUCCAUUUACAGUCACUUCCCGGACCUACCUUUCAAUUUGCUAGCAUGCUGCUACAUGUACUACUUAAUGUAUAUCUCGAUGUAUAACAGACAACCGGGCCUGGGCUUCGAAAGCUGGUAUCACACUGGACUAAGGUACGUUGGUGGCGUGGCUGUGCAAUAAAUCUAAAGUUAUGUUACCAUUGACUUCUUAGUAGGAACAUCGUUUAAGAUGUUAAAAUAAUAAGACUAAGAAGACAACUAUACACUCAAAACAUUAAAAUUUCUUUUUUAAUCGAUUACAUUCGUUUAGCACUCUAUCAAGUCACUCAGCAACGCCGCCGACGUACCACAGUUUCGGUGAGAUACCCACUUAAGGUGCAGUCACACGAGUGCGUAUAUACAAGCCCUUAUGAGUUGCGUAUUGAAAUUCUUUUGGCUUGCAGGUAAUUGAUUUCUUAAACUUAACUAUGCUGUCAAAUUGUCGACCUGGACUUUUUCGACAGCAAACUUUAUUACCUCCCCCCUUAAAUGUCAAUACUCAACACAUACUGACUAGAAUUUACGUACACGUAUGACCGCUACCGUAGCAACAACGUACACCUAACUGCACUUCCGUGAACGUGCAAGUUUAGUUUUCGAUAUACAGGAACGAACCUUACCUUUGUAGUCGUCAGAAAUAUCUUCUUAGCUACAAUGAUAAAGAAAAGGGUAUAGGUAUCCAUUCAUUGCGAAAGGUAGUAAGCUAUAAGAUAUGAUCGUUUUUGUGUAGCAAGAGUUGACAGAAACUAGCCUGGUACUCGUACGGACUUAAAUAUGUACGCACGUGUAAACCCACUAAAAUAUAUCGAUGAGCGAAUCAUACGCACUUGAAUGUAGUGUGAACGGCAUCUAACAAACGGGAGUUUUUAAAAGCCCAGAAAUGUUGGACUGUGUCUGACGUUACGAUUAACCCAAGGUAAAUAAUUUAAAAGUGUGUCUAUAACAAAAGCCAAGAUUCAGGUAACCAGAUAAUAAAUGUUCCUUAAAACCGAAAAAAAGUCGUCCAGUCAUUUCAUAAUUACUUAAUGAAAAAUAACUUGUUUACAGUUGUUUCUUUGAACCCGUGCUUUCUAUAUUAAUCAAUUUGAGCAAUCUCAACUGAAUACAAUGUGUCUGACAAGGACUGACAAGGUUGAGUCACAAAAUUAAAGCAAAUCCUGAGAACUGCUCUUUUGUGUCUUAUCAACAAUUGACCUUUUGUCGAAAAUGUUCACGAAGAAGGAAGUGAAUACAAUAAGGGCUGCACGGGGUUAGUGAGUAUCACAAUAUCCUACAAAAUCCACAAUUCACUACAGGAGGAAUUAUGAAAAAGACGGCUGAUUGUGUUUUUAUUGGCAUAAAGAACAUCAUUUGGCAAGUAACAACUUCUGGAGUCAAUUGCUCAUUUUAAUGAAUGAAGACCUUUAUUGUAAUAUAAUAAUGAUCAUAUUUCAUAUCAUAUACGUUAACGUUUCACUUUGAGUUGAGAUGUUUUAACAUAGAGACCGUACGUAUACAUUAAUUUACACUGAACAAGUCCCGUAUUUUACAUUGAACAAGUCCCGUGUUUUCUAUAAAUUGGACGUAAUUGUUCACACCAAUAGCUAUUCCAUUAUAUGACCAGAACAAUUGUACAAAUAAACAACAACGUAUAUAUGGCAAAAGAAUAUCAAUAGGAUACUUAAUCAUGUAUUUUUGAUACAAUAUCUCAUGUCUAAUGGAUAAUAUUUCCCAAGAAUAACGCCGUUUUAUCCUCUGACAGUUGUGAACUAGCUAUUUGAUGAUUAAUUGUAGUUACAAAAAAGUUCGAUAAGUUCAGUCACCAUACUUCUGUCGACGUUUCGUUUCUAAAUGGUUAGUGUUUGUCUUUAACAUCAUCACAAAGCUCGCGUAUUUGUCCUUAUAAUGAUGUCCCAAUAUAUAGGAAAACAAACCAAAGCUCCAGUGCUGAUCAUGAGGGUGGGUUGAAAGAGGAAAUUGAGGACAGUGUCAGAGAGUUAUAUCAUGGUUUCUCUCAGAUAAAUAAACCACAGCAUGAAAGUUCAUCUCCGUAUAUUCGAGUUCACCGCCGAGCAGAGACGGGGGGCGACACAGGUUAUCUAGAACCGCCAGUUGCUAUAGUAUUGUCACGUCCCGAAAGCUGCAGUGGGCGGGUCCAUUCCGUGAACAAGGCGAGUGACAAGACAGUCGAACAUUUGACCAAGACGCAAUAUAUAACUUUCAACGUGUUGUUAUGUAAUGUUUAUUCAUUCAUAAGGUCACAGCAAGAAAAAAAAACAUGGAUGAAACGUUCAUUGACUUUUGCCUGAUUUUGAAAAAAAAUAGGAAUUUUUUCCCUCUGGAAAUUGUAAACAUGAUGUGAAAUUACCAAAACGGGAAUAUAUAUCAUGUGGUAGUAUCUGCAGAAGUAACACACAAGCGUGGCA
This is a messenger RNA of Branchiostoma floridae (Florida lancelet), 4684 nucleotides long. RefSeq lists its product as uncharacterized. NCBI's taxonomy places the organism in Eukaryota, Metazoa, Chordata, Leptocardii, Amphioxiformes, Branchiostomatidae. Gene Ontology annotation, cellular component: plasma membrane. Gene Ontology annotation, molecular function: TIR domain binding; Toll-like receptor binding. The transcript is spliced from 5 exons. The coding region runs from base 355 to 1674 and encodes 439 amino acids. Gene Ontology annotation, biological process: positive regulation of canonical NF-kappaB signal transduction; MyD88-dependent toll-like receptor signaling pathway; defense response to Gram-positive bacterium. The record is from RefSeq and is a predicted model, not a curated record.